Molecule: messenger RNA, 1276 nt
Organism: Anarrhichthys ocellatus (wolf-eel)
Lineage: Eukaryota; Metazoa; Chordata; Actinopteri; Perciformes; Anarhichadidae
Product: purine nucleoside phosphorylase-like
Exons: 5
Coding region: 113-784 (223 amino acids)
Biological process (GO): nucleoside metabolic process
Cellular component (GO): cytoplasm
Molecular function (GO): purine-nucleoside phosphorylase activity
Source: RefSeq, a predicted model, not a curated record
UGGGUGUAAACUACAAAAAUAACCGGUCCCUCCAUCAAGAGACUCUAACAUCCGUGAUAGACUCUACUUAACACGGAACAACCUGGCGACUCUUCCUGCAUCACGUAGCAUCAUGUCCGAGUGUGCGUCUCGUGAAAGCUAUGAGGAGUGUCGGACCGCAGCUGAUUGGCUGCUGUCCAACACGCAGGUGCGGCCCACGGUGGGAAUCGUGUGCGGUUCAGGUUUGGGGGGGCUGGCCAAGAUUCUGAAGGACCCUCAGGUCUUCAAAUACAGUGACAUUCCCAACUUCCCCCGGAGCACAGUGAAUGGUCAUGCUGGUCAGCUGGUGUUUGGAACCCUUAAAGGGAAGCCGUGUGUUUGCAUGCAGGGCAGGUUCCACCUGUACGAGGGCUACCACGUCCAGAAGAUCACGCUGCCCAUGCGCGUCUUCAAGUUGAUGGGCGUGGAGACGGUCUUCCUGACCAACGCAGCCGGAGGCCUCAACCAGGACUACAAAGUGGGCGACAUCAUGAUCAUGAAGGACCACAUCAACAUGCCGGGGUUUGCUGGGACCAACCCGCUGGCUGGACCAAAUGAUGACAGGUUUGGCGUCCGCUUCCCCUGCAUGUCUGACGCUUAUGACCGCGAGCUGCGACAGUUGGCCCAUGAUGUGGCAUCAGAGCUGGGCUACAACGACUUCCUGCAGGAGGGAGUGUACUGCGUCCUGGGAGGUCCCUCCUUCGAAACCAUCGCUGAGUGUCGCAUGCUGCACAAGCUGGGCGCCGACGCUGUCGGUGAGUGUUGAGUCUUCCCACCACACACACACUUCUACUUCUAUACUUGUGAGGACUUUACCCUAAACGUAACCACCAUAAUUACAUGCUUAACUUUAAGCUAACCCUAACUGAGAGUCAUUAAAAAGCUCACUGUUGAGCAACUUCAACGUUUUUUCAUCACAACUCCAACACUGCUCACACAACCAAAUUACAGUGAGGCCUUUAUAUGGCAUACAGUUUUUUUGUAAACAGUAAUGGUUUUCUCUCCACCUCCCUACACUCGUAUUUUAAGGGAAAUUAAUUUGCCAAAAGAGACAAAACACACAAUAAACAAUGUUAAAGAGAAAUUUGACUGACGGCAUCAUUACUAAUUGUAAGGUCACGUUCGUCGUGUCGUGAAAAUGUGAUAAUCAUGAGAGCCCUAGUCUAAUUAUCAUGAAAAGUAAUGUAUUUAGCUAGUCCAAAACAAUAAUUGAUGAUACCGACAUGUCGAGUUGUGUUUCAGAAGUGUCGCUAACAAC